Molecule: messenger RNA, 849 nt
Organism: Vicia villosa (hairy vetch)
Lineage: Eukaryota; Viridiplantae; Streptophyta; Magnoliopsida; Fabales; Fabaceae
Exons: 3
Coding region: 97-636 (179 amino acids)
Source: RefSeq, a predicted model, not a curated record
AUUUCCAUAUCAUAGUUCUCCAUUUAUCUUCAACAUUUCUCAUUACAUAUACAUACAAAAAGUCGAAAAAGAGAAAAACCUUUGAUUAGAACAACCAUGUCUUUCUCAAACAAACUAUCAUUGGUUUUGUUACUUUCUUCUUUUCUCAUCCAUGCAUCUUUUGGUGAGAUGAUAUGCGAGGACUUACCGAAAGAAGUGUGUACUUUCUCGAUAGCUUCAUCGGGGAAGAGAUGUUUGUUGGAGACAGAAAAAGGAGUGAACGGCGAAACUAAGUAUCAGUGCAGAACAUCUGAAGUUGUGGUGGAGAGAAUGUCGGAGUACAUUGAAACAGACCAAUGUGUUGAAUCAUGUGGUGUUGAUAGGAGUUCUGUUGGUAUUUCAUCUGAUGCUUUCUUCGAGCCACAGUUCACUGGCAAACUUUGCUCACCAUCUUGCUACGAGAAAUGUCCGAAUGUUGUUGAUCUUUUCUUCAAUUUGGCUGCUGGAGAAGGAGUGUUUUUGCCAGAACUAUGUGAGAAACAUAAGAGCAACCCGCGUCGCGCUAUGGUUGAGCUUGUGAGUUCUGGAGCUGCAUUUGGACCUGUUUCUGCUGUUUUAGAGGACAUUGUGGUGGCACCUGCACCUUCUCCUCUUUGAUUUUGGAGAAAGAGUGUAAAUUUUCCAAGACAUUCAAUUUAUAUUUUCCUAUGUUAGAGGAUAUAUUAUAUAGACGGAAAUAUGGAAUUUGUUUUGAUUAAUGUAAUAAUAAUCAAGUUGAGUUGGUCAUGUUUUUGUUUCAUUUUUAUGUUAUGUAAUGUUUUGUUUUCUGAAUUUUUGGAUUUUUGUGAUCUUAUUAUCUAAUUUGAUUGU